GGGAGCGGGGCCGCCGAGAGCAGCUGCUGCCAGCCCGGGCCCAGGAGGCGUCCUGCCGGGCGACAUGAACACCAUCAAGAACGUGCCGGCGCGGGUGCUGAGCCGCCGAGGGGGGCACAGCCUGGAGGCGGAGAGGGAGCAGUUCGACAAGAACCAGGCUAUGAGCAUCAGCAAAGCAAUCAACACUCUGGAAGCACCAGUCAAAGAGAAACAUGCCCGCAGAAUUAUUCUGGGGACUCAUCAUGAGAAAGGAGCAUUUACUUUUUGGUCAUAUGCAAUUGGUCUCCCUUUGCCCAGCAGCGCCAUCCUCAGUUGGAAGUUUUGCCACGUUCUCCACAAAGUCCUCCGCGAUGGGCAUCCAAAUGUUCUUCAAGAUUGUCAGCGAUAUCGAAGUAACAUCCGAGAAACUGGAGACCUGUGGGGCCACCUACAUGAUCGAUACGGCCAGCUUGUAAACAUUUAUACCAAACUUUUGCUCACCAAAAUCUCCUUCCAUCUAAAGCACCCAGAAUUCCCCCCAGGCCUGGAAGUGACUGAUGAAGUGCUAGAAAAGGCUGCGGGAACAGAUGUGAAUAACAUCUUUCAGCUGACAGUUGAGAUGUUUGAUUACAUGGAUUGCGAACUCAAACUGGCAGAAUCAGUUUUCAGACAGCUCAACACCUCCAUGGCUGUCUCCCAGAUGUCAGCAGUUCAGUGCCGGCUGGCUCCCCUCAUUCAAGUGAUCCAAGACUGCAGCCACCUCUACCAUUACACCGUGAAGCUGAUGUUCAAGCUCCAUUCCUGUCUCCCGGCUGAUACGCUGCAAGGGCAUCGUGACCGUUUCCACGAGCAGUUCCGCAGCCUCAAAAGCUUUUUCAAAAGAGCAUCGGACAUGCUGUAUUUCAAGCGGCUCAUCCAGAUCCCACGGCUGCCUGAGAACCCACCUAACUUUCUGCGGGCAUCAGCCCUGGCCGAGCACGUGAAGCCUGUUGUGGUGAUCCCAGAAGACGAAGCCCCUGAGGACGAAGAGCCAGAGAACCUGAUUGAGAUCAGUACAGCCCCGACUGUGGAGCAACAGAAUGUGUCGUCUGAUAUAUUUGAACAGACUUUUGGACCACCCAAUGGAAUAAGAGAUGAUAGGGAUCUCCAAAUUGAAAACCUGAAGAAAGAAGUUGAUCUUCUUCGAGCAGAGCUGGAGAGGAUUAAGCUUGAGGCUCAGAGAUACAUCACUCAGCUGAAGGCCCAGAUUAACAGCCUGGAGGCGGAGGUGGAAGAGCAGCGGAAGCAGAAGCAGAAGGCCCUGGUGGACAACGAGCAGCUCCGGGAUGAGCUGGAGAGGCUGCAGAAGGCAAAGCUGGAGGGAGACAAGAGUCGAGGGCUCUACCUAGAAGCAGAAAAGAAGGCCAGCGCCACAGAAACCCGCUACAUCAAGCUAAAGGAGAAGCACAAUGAGUUGAUCAACACACACGCAGAGCUCCUGAGAAAGAAUGCAGACACGGCCAAGCAGCUGACAGUUACCCAACAGAGCCAAGAGGAGGUUGCCCUUGUCAAGGAGCAGCUGGCCUUCCAGAUGGACCAAGUCAAACGGGAGUCAGAAAUGAAGUUAGAAGAUCAUAUGUUGCAGAUGGAGCAGGUGAAGAGAGACCUGGAAUCUAAGAAAGAGGAAUUGGCUCAGCUUCAGCAGUCACUCAGCCGUUCCAAGCAGGCCGGUUCAGACCUCAACACCCAACUGGAAGCCCUCCAGGCCGAGAAGGAGACACUGAGGAAAGUGGUCAGUGAGAAAGACUGUGAGCUCAUCUCAACAAAGGGCCUGAUCCAAGAAAAGGAGCUGCUCUUGAGCCAGGAAGCAGAGAAGAGAGUAAAGGAAGUUCAGGAGCUGCAAGGGAAGCUCUUGGAAAAGAAAGGUCAGGAACAGAACCUGCAGCAGAAACUCCUGGAGGAGCAGUUCAGCAUCCUGCAAGGGACAGUGAAAGAGGCUGAGGGCAUCAUUCAGGACGCCGUUGCCAAGCUAGACGAUCCUUUGCACAUCCGAUGCACCAGUUCACCAGAUUACCUCGUCGGCCGCGCACAAGCAGCACUGGAGUCAGUGAACGCUGUGGAAAGUGGACAUGGGCGCUACCUGUCCAACCCGGCAGAUGUCACUGGAUUAGUUGGUGCUCUGGCCCAAUUUGCCCACCUGACUGCAGACACCAUUGUGAAUGGCAGUGCCACUUCCCACCUGGCGCCCACAGAUCAUGCAGACAAAUUGACUGAAACCUGCCGGGACUGUGGGCAGCAGAGUCUGGACUAUCUGAGCAAGCUGAAAGACAAACAAUCUCUCCGACAAGCAGAUCUGGCAGACGUGAAGAAGAGGCUGCAGGGACUUCUUCAGCUGGGACAGGAAUUGAGGCCCAAAAGCUUAGACAUCCGGCAAGAAGAACUUGGCGACAUGGUUGACAAAGAGAUGGCCUCCACCUCUGCUGCAAUCGAAGACGCGGUCAGGAGGAUAGAGGAAAUGAUGAAUCAGGCCAGAAUAGAGAGUUCUGGUGUGAAAUUAGAAGUAAAUGAAAGAAUCUUGAACUCUUGCACAGACUUGAUGAAGGCAAUCAGGCUUCUUGUGAUGACAUCUACACAUUUACAGAAGGAGAUAGUAGAAAGUGGAAGGGGGGCAGCAACACCGCAGGAGUUUUAUGCCAAGAACUCCCGUUGGACCGAGGGACUCAUCUCUGCUUCUAAAGCCGUGGGAUGGGGAGCAACACAGCUUGUAGAGUCUGCGGACAAAGUUGUUCUACACACAGGCAAAUAUGAGGAACUGAUUGUCUGUUCGCACGAAAUCGCAGCCAGCACAGCUCAGCUUGUAGCUGCCUCCAAGGUGAAAGCCGAGAAGCACAGCAGAAACCUAGGAAAGCUCCAGGAAUGCUCGCGCACCGUCAAUGAAAUGGCCGCCAACGUCGUGGCUUCCACAAAGUCAGGCCAAGAGCAGGUUGAAGACAAAGAGACCAUGGACUUCUCUGGAAUGUCCUUAAUCAAACUUAAGAUGGAGGAAAUGGAGACACAGGUGAAAGUGCUGGAGUUGGAAAAGACCCUGGAGAAUGAGAGGCUUCGUCUCGGUGAGCUGAGAAGGCAGCAUUAUGCCUUGGCUGGUGUUGACUAUGAGACCGCAGAGGGGGGGAAACCAACAGUUGCCCGCAAGCCAGGCAGCUUAAAGAAGCCUCCGGUUGCUCAGAAGCCUGUCCAGUCCCUGAAGCCAGCCUGUGAGGAGGAUGGUGUGUUCCAGGCACAUGUUGUCAACUUCUAAGGUGUAAAUGGCAAACAACGCAACCUGGAAAGGAAGAGAAGAGCAAAGGGCAUCCAGCAAAGGGCG
Molecule: messenger RNA, 3322 nt
Organism: Podarcis raffonei (Aeolian wall lizard)
Lineage: Eukaryota; Metazoa; Chordata; Lepidosauria; Squamata; Lacertidae
Gene: HIP1R
Product: huntingtin interacting protein 1 related
Exons: 33
Coding region: 65-3256 (1063 amino acids)
Biological process (GO): clathrin coat assembly; endocytosis; actin filament organization
Cellular component (GO): actin cortical patch; clathrin-coated vesicle
Molecular function (GO): clathrin light chain binding; clathrin-cargo adaptor activity; actin filament binding
Source: RefSeq, a predicted model, not a curated record